Molecule: messenger RNA, 996 nt
Organism: Laetiporus sulphureus 93-53
Lineage: Eukaryota; Fungi; Basidiomycota; Agaricomycetes; Polyporales; Laetiporaceae
Product: terpenoid synthase
Exons: 4
Coding region: 140-772 (210 amino acids)
Molecular function (GO): carbon-oxygen lyase activity, acting on phosphates
Source: RefSeq, a predicted model, not a curated record
CGGGGCUCAUCAUAGUGAUGACAUCCUAUAGACAUAUCACCGACAUCGAUAUUCGUGUUGCUAUCGUCCUGUUCGCCGCUCUCAAUAUCUAUGUGGAUGCCGAGCCGGGCGUCCUGGGCCAUUGGAAUCUUUCUCCUUUAUGCGAGGCCUCUCGAUAGGAUCCAUUCAACCUUACACCGGAGUGUCAGGAGCUGUAGCUCAAUCCCUGGCGGUCAUGUGGAAACAUUUCCCGAGUUUUAGCGCCGGUAUUAUCCUUGUCUCCACCGUGCAAUUCUUCAACGCCUGCAUGCUUGAGCAGGAGACGAGGAGUGUGAUGCUUCAUAAGCGAGCCUUUCGAUUUGUGGAAUAUCGUCGUGGACUGAGCGGAGAAGCGGAAGCUUUUGUCUGCUUCAUUUGGCCCGUGGAUCACUUUCCUGAUCCUAAGACUUAUCUUCGAGCGAUGCCGGACGCAGUGCGCUAUCUCAACAUCACAAAUGACAUUCUUUCAUUUUACAAGGAAGAACUGGCAGGAGAAACUGGUACCUAUGUUCACGACCGCGCCUUCACUACGAGAAGCACCCUGCUUCAGACUAUAAGUCAAGCAGUCAAUGAAGCCAUCGCUACGGCUGAGCGCAUUCGCAAAUUGCUUGGGAAGGGGGCGGCUAGGGACGCAUGGGACAGCUUCGAGAGAGGUUAUACUACAUUCCACCUGCUCAGUCCGCGAUAUCGGCUUCAAGAGAUACUGGGAGGGGAAUACAUGAUAGACCUCGAUACAAUUUCAAUUGGUUCAUAGACGAAGAUGAAUGGUCUGUCAGCACCUCGGCGUAGGGAAUCGGUGACCACGAAGAAAUGUGAGCGACGGCGAAAACGGGGAUCCAUGGAUCGUUCGGUUGGCCAUAUGUUCCAAAUUAUACUUCAGCAGUGGACACUGGAGAAACAAAGGAACCGCUAGGCGCGAGUGGAUAAGCUCCUGUCGGAUAGGUCAGAAGUUAGAAAUUAGUCCCGACUCGUAGAAUG